UAUUAAAGUGUUUACAAUAGUGAAAUUAUAACUCUAAAUUGAUGGACUAAUAGUAAAUAAAUAAUAGUAAAUCACAUCAUUGUUUCAGUGUCCGUAUUUAUAAUCAUAAUAAUUAUUAGUAACAUGGCGGAUGGAGUUACAUGUGUCAACGUCGACCAGAGACUACACUUACCUUAAUCUAUUUUUUUAAAGUAAAUAACUAGUGCUUAACAUUUCCAUUUAUUCAUAAGUAUAAAAAGAUUUCGAAAAUAAAAAGAUAAAAAAAUGGGCAGAUCCAGAACGCGUAGUAAGUCGCCAAGUAGCCGACGGCGUCAUAAGAGUAAACAUUCAAGAAAACGUUCUAAAUCACGUGAAAAACGCUCUAAUAAUAAAUAUUUGGAAAAAUCAAAAGAACGAAGUUCUAAAACAAGAAAACGCUCACAUUCUUCAUCAACAAGUAGUGAUUCUGAUGGCUCUGAUGAUGUACAUAUUGUCAGCCAUAAAAAACGUUUAUUCAAAGAUAGAGAUAGAAAAAUGGAUGAAGUUGAGCGAUUAGCUGAAAUAGAACGUCAAAGGCGGCAACGAGAAACAGAGCAAAAGUUAGUGGAAGAAGAGGCAGCUAAACGCAUUGAAGAGCUAGUCCAAAAAAGGGUAGAAGAAGAAUUAGAAAAACGUAAGGAAGAGAUUGAAGCAGAAGUUCAUAGACGAGUAGAAGAGGCUAAAAAAGCUAUUGAACGACAAAUGAUGGAAGAAAUGGAAUGGCGCCAGGCUAAACUCCGCGAGGAGGAGAAACGAAGAGAGGAGGAAGAGCGGAAAAAACGUGAGGAACUCGAACGGAUCAUGGAAGAAAACAACAGGAAAAUUGAAGAAGCUCAAAAGAAAUUGGCUGAAGAACGAUUAGCAAUGGUUGAAGAACAACGUCUUAUGGAAGAAGAGCGCCAGAAGAUGAGAAAAGAACAAGAAAAGCGAGUUAAAGAAGAACAAAAGAAAAUAUUGGGAAAAAAUAAUUCGAGGCCUAAACUUUCUUUCACUUUAAAACCAGUAACGUGAGUCUUAAAAUUAAUUUCAAGUCAUCUUUUGUGCUGUUAGAUAUCCCUUCAGGGUCUUGAGUAGGUAAUAAUUUUCCAGUUAAUAUAAAUAUCGAUUUGAUCAAUCAUACAAACAUCAAAUAAUUCUAUUUAUUUGUUGUUUGUUCGAUCCAUCUAUUGCUAAGAUUUUUUACCAAUUGUUUGAUAUUCGUGGAGUCAUUGAAAUCACAAAACCUGUAUAUUAAUAUUGUUAAUUUAUGUAUAUAUUAAACAAUUUAAAUGAUAAGGACAAAUGACGUAAAAAUAUUUGUAACUUUUGUAGAUAAUAUAUAUAUAUAUAUAUAUAUAUAUAUAUAUAUAUAUAUAUAUAUAUAUAUAUAUAUAUAUAUAUAUAUAUAUAUAUAUAUAUAUACCCUGUUUAAUUAUGGAAUUUUAUUUAUCCAACAAAAGUGUCAUUAGGUUGGUCGCUUAAAUUUAUUGAUUAUACAUUCAGAACAAUUAGUAUCACGCUUAUCGUGUGAAUGGCUUACUGAAUAAUAUUAUAAAAGUGUGACAACCAAGUGAAAUUCUUCGAUAUUAUUUGUAAUGUAAAUAAAUUGUUUUUUACAUUUAA
This is a messenger RNA of Cotesia glomerata, 1620 nucleotides long. RefSeq names its product UPF0430 protein CG31712 (gene Arglu1). Gene Ontology annotation, molecular function: cadherin binding. The record is from RefSeq and is a predicted model, not a curated record. NCBI's taxonomy places the organism in Eukaryota, Metazoa, Arthropoda, Insecta, Hymenoptera, Braconidae. The transcript is spliced from 7 exons. Gene Ontology annotation, cellular component: mitochondrion; nucleoplasm. The coding region runs from base 265 to 1029 and encodes 254 amino acids.